Messenger RNA from Fonsecaea erecta, 1365 nucleotides. RefSeq lists its product as hypothetical. The record is from RefSeq and is a predicted model, not a curated record. Gene Ontology annotation, molecular function: transmembrane transporter activity. The transcript has 2 exons. The coding region runs from base 1 to 1365 and encodes 454 amino acids. Gene Ontology annotation, biological process: transmembrane transport. NCBI's taxonomy places the organism in Eukaryota, Fungi, Ascomycota, Eurotiomycetes, Chaetothyriales, Herpotrichiellaceae.
AUGGGAGUCCCCAAGCCUCGCUCUUGGAUUCCAUCAUGGUGUUGCUGGGACAUCGACAACCCGCCAGCGUUGACCAUGAGACUGAACAUUUUGUACGCCUGCGCGGCGGGCUUCACCUCAGCCAACCUCUAUUACAGCUAUCCGAUCUUACAUAUUCUGGCCAAGGACUUCAAUACGUCGCAGGCGGGAGUGGCGAGCAUACCUGCGUUGGCACAAGCAGGAGAUGCCACCGGCCUCCUUUUGAUUCUUCCGCUGGCGGACUUCCUCCCACGGCGGACCUUCACCAUUACCUUGUUGGCCUUAUCGAUGGCAUUUUGGAUUGGUCUCUGCGUGACCACGGAUCUGACUGUCUUCCUGGUACUCACUUAUCUUUCCGCUCUCUUCACAGGUACCACACAAAUCAUGCUCCCCCUGGUGGCUGAGCUGUCCCACCCGGAGAAAAGAGCAUUCAACAUCUCUAUUGUGUCCGCUGGCCCGACCCUUGCCAUUCUGCUGGCACGUAUUUUGUCAGGGAUCGUCGCAAACUAUACGUCCUGGCGGAAUGUGUACUGGCUGGCCCUGGGUUUGCAGUCCAGCGUGCUUUUCGUGCUGUGGCUGUUCAUGCCCGAUUAUCCUGCCAUCAAUCCGACUUCUGUGAAGAAAAUCUUGAAAACUUACCCGAAAAUCCUGUGGACAAUCCUGGCCAUGUAUUGGAAGCACGCGGUUCUGGUACAGGCAGCACUCCUCUCAUACUGCACCUUUUUCUGCGUGUCAUCGUUCUGGACCACUCUCACCUUCUUAUUGAGCGAAGCCCCCUACCGCUAUAGCACCACCAUCAUCGGCCUCUUUGGCUUGGUCGGCGCCGCAACCAUGAUCUUGGGCCCACUCUACAGCACAUUCAUCGUCAAGCCCCUCGGACAGCCUCUCUUUUCUGUAAUCGUCGGAAAAUGUGUGAGCUUGAUUGGAAUCGUAGUCGGGACGUUUGCGGGCAGACACCAUGUCGCAGGCCCGAUCGUCCAGGCUUUGUUGCUCGACGCAGGACUGAUGAUUGUGCAAAUCUCAAACAGGAUGGCCAUCCACCCAUGCGAACCGAGGGGAGGAAACAGAAUCAAUACGGCGUUUGUGAGUGUCCUCUACCUGGGCCAGUUGAGUGGGACCAAGGCGGGAAACCUCAUGUAUGAGAAGCAUGGGGGUUGGCUUGCAAGUGGUGGUCUCAGCAUUGGGGUCAUUGGGUUCAGCUAUGUUAUUGCUCUGCUCAGAGGACCACAUGAGACAGGGUGGAUUGGUUGGAGCGGUGGAUGGAGGCUGAAGCCGCGUGUCACAGAGCCAGGGGAAGAUCCAGAAGCAGCAAGUGGAAAGAAUGUGUCGGAGGUGAAGGAUGGAUGA